Messenger RNA from Rubroshorea leprosula, 3369 nucleotides. NCBI's taxonomy places the organism in Eukaryota, Viridiplantae, Streptophyta, Magnoliopsida, Malvales, Dipterocarpaceae. The record is from the annotation of a GenBank genome assembly.
GUAAAGCUCAAUUCUCUCUUCUCCAAACCCAUCGGAGCAAUGUCUGGGCACAACCUGUACGCCGACCGAGAGGAAGAAGACGAUGAGGAGCUCUCCACCAGCGAAAACGAUGAUGAAUUCCUAGAGGAUUUGGAAGCCCUCAAGCAGGCCUGUCUGAAAACAGGUAUUGACCCAAACGAUAUACAAACCGCCGCGGCUGAUUGGAAUUGUCCUCCGGCAUCCGCCGCCACUGCAUCUACCGGUGGUGGUGGCGGACCGUCGGUGUGUGAUUCUGACAGUGAUGAUGAUUUGGAGUUGUUCCGGAGUAUAAGGAAUCGCUUUGCGUUGUCGGACGAUGUUUGCGAGCCUCUCUCUAUGAAGCCUCUCUGCACACUGCCGCCAAUUGCUUCAGAUGACGACGACGCUGAAGAUGAUUUACAGACUCUUCGUGCUAUUCAGAGGCGGUUCUCAGCUUAUACUGCUGCCGAAUCAGGGAGAAAGAGCAAAAGUGAUUGCUUGCCAGGAACAGAUAAGGUUGACCAAUCUUGCACGCCCUCAGAAGAUGUAUCUUGCCAUGAUUUCUUAAAUGAAGCUGUAAAUGAAGCUGAUACAGGUGAGAGAUUUCAAAACUUUGAAGAGGCCCACAGCACUGUUGACUUAUCAAAUGACAACUUGGAGAUGCCAUCUUCUAGUUUAAUUCAGUUGCAUCAGUCAGAUCCUAGGAAGACAUCUGAGAAUUCGACCUUUCCAAAAUCUGCACAGAUGCUCAUUGAUGCAAUUAAAAGGAACCGAUCCUAUCAGAAGUUUGUUCGUAGUAAGUUGGCCCAGAUUGAAACAAAACUUGAGGAAAAUAAGAAAUUGAAGGAAUGUGUUAAAAUUCUUAAGAACUUAGAGAUUUCUUGCAAGAGAAGAACUGGCCGAGCGUUAUCUAUGGGGAAGGAUCCUCGUGUACAAUUAAUUUCAGCCCGAAAGUCACGGACUGCCAAGGAUCUAGAGGUAUUUUAUUGUAUUCCAAUCACAGUCACCUUGUCAGGUUUGCUUGCAGAGGGAUCUUGGAGAGAUGGAAGUAAUUUGGAUGGCAUUCUUGCAUCAAUCAAAGAUCUUGAAAUUACCCCAGAGAGGAUUAGGGAAUUUCUUCCAGAAGUCAACUGGGAUCAGUUAGCUUUGAUGUAUGCUCCUGGUCAUUCUGGUGCAGAAUGUGAAGCGAGGUGGUUGAAUCAUGAAGAUCCCUUGAUCAAUCGUAGUCCAUGGACUGCUGAAGAAGACAAGAAUCUUUUGUUUAUUAUCCAAGAAAAGGGGAUUGCUAAUUGGCAAGAUAUUGCAGUAUCAUUGGGAACCAACAGGACCCCAUAUCAAUGCCUGGCACGCUAUCAGAGGAGUUUGAAUGCUUACAUACUCAACAGGGAAUGGACUGAGGAGGAAGAUGACAAGCUUCGUUUGGCAGUUGAAGCAUUUGGUGAGCGUGAUUGGCAGUCUGUAGCUUCAGCUUUGACGGGCCGCACUGGUACUCAAUGCUCUAAUAGAUGGAAAAAAUCACUUCAUCCAUCCAGGCAAAGAGUGGGCAGAUGGUCUGCAGAUGAAGACAAACACUUGAAAGUGGCAGUGAUGCUUUUUGGACCCAAAAACUGGAAAAAAAUUGCUGACUUUGUUCCUGGCCGAACCCAAGUGCAGUGUAGAGAAAGAUGGGUCAAUUCUUUAGAUCCUUCUUUAAGUCGAGGUGAAUGGACUGAAGAAGAGGAUUUGCAGUUGGAAGCAGCUAUUGAACAACAUGGAUAUUGCUGGUCAAAAGUUGCUGCAUGCAUGCCUUCACGAACAGAUAACCAGUGUUGGAGGAGGUGGAAGGCAUUGCAUCCAGAUCAAGUGCCUUUGCUUCAAGAAGCUAGAAGGAUACGAAAAGCUGCUUGUAUAACUAAUUUUGUAGAUAGGGAAUCAGAGCGUCCUGCCCUUGGCCCUAAUGAUUUUAUUCCCUUGUCAAUAAUGGGUUCAACAUCUAAAGCUGAAAAUAUGAAUGCACCAAGGAAACCUAAAAGAAAACUUAGGGAAAUAACACAGCACCAUGGUAAGAGGAAAAAUAGCACACCACCACGUCUUCACCCAGUGAAGAGCAGACCCAAAAGGUGCAGAAAAGAAGUUCAAAGUAAUUCUACAGAAGUCCAUGAGAAAAUUAGUCAAAAUGAGGCUGGGGCCCAUGGUGAACAACAUGCCCGUGGGAAGGAAAGAAGAUUACAACAGUAUGGAAGUAAUAGUUGCAGUAAACCAGGUUUAGACAAGAGAUUAUCACUUCCACAUUCAGCAGUUCUAAUAACCAGCCAUGGUAGAGAUGCUGAACCAGUGGGAAGCAGUCCUACUAUAGAGAGGAAAGAGCGUCCCAAAAGAAAUCCUAAAAGGCAUUCUAGUAGGAAGAAAUUUUCUAAAUUAGGCACGGAACAGAAAUUUUCUUGCCCUGAAAAUAAUAGUUCAUGUAUUGAAGGUGAAGGUGAAGGUGAAGGUGAUGAGGGGGUACUUGGUGAGGUUGAUAUUACCAGGGAGAAGGGAGUGAAUGAACCACAAUCAAGAUGCAUGAAACCGUCUCCUCAAAGUUCGGUCACUGUAAAUAAUGAGGCUGCUGAGAAUCUUUCAUCAAACAGAAAUACUUUCAAGGAUGGAAAUAGGGCUCCAGGACAGGAAUGCGAGAGCAGAAACAGUAAUGAUCCAUCUGGGGAUGAUGAUAUGAAUCUUGCCAUCUUUUGCAAUAAAUCGAAGAAGAGAAGGCGUCAAGUUACUGAAAAUGCUGAUACAUCAGAGGCAGAUGGAGAUAACAUGAAACUUGCUACCUUUUUUUCCAGUAAGAUGAAGAAGAGAAAGCAUGUUCUCAAAAAUGCCAACUUAUCACUUUCCAAAGAAGUAGAUCAAAUCAGCAAUGCGGAACAAUUGUUAUUGCCAAUGCAAAAUGCCAAUGCUGAUACCCGUAGUGAUGGUGCCACUCCUGAAAUUAUUACAGCCUGCAGUAGUUCAAAGGAUAUGCAUACAACAGCUAGUGACAGAGAACUUGAGGGUAUGAAUAUUGACGAUUCUUCCCAGGAACCGGUAAGGGAAGUGGAGAGUAGCCAUCAAGAAGGUGAUUUUGAGGCUGGUAAUGUUACCCUUGCUUGCAUGAGAAGAAGAUUGAAGAAGAAACAGGCAACCAUCUUGGGAAGUGGGGAGAAGUAAUUCGAAGUAAUUCCCAGCCACAUAAGGAAAUCAUGAGGGUAUGGUUUUUGGGUAAACACUGUAUCUUGAAAAGUGCAAAUAACAUUGAAAUUUUGUUAAAAUGUUCAAGUUCUUUUGUGCCAACUGGGGAGAUUUUCUCACUUUAUGGGUCGCACAUAUGUAUUUACCCCAAAUUUCAACAAAGAAAAUGACGAAACAAUG